CGUGUCAAUUUCGCUUGGUAGAUGUUCUCUUAGAUAUAAAAGUUUCUGUCGGAACUUUGCCUUCGGCAAGUAAGUUGAAGUACGUUCGGGUCUCAGUCAUGGGAAGCGGCAAGCGCUAGAAGCGUUGCGUGACAUACAAUUAUUUGUAAUGCAGUUCAAAAACAGUUGUAUGAAAUAGGACCUCAGUUUUACUUAAUUGCGAGCGAUGUUUUUGGUAUGUUUUUUUUUUGUUUGUGGUUGUGUCAUAACUGCAACUUGAACAACAUUGUUUUGUUGUUAACAUGUCCCCCACUCGUACUCGUAGAUGGGGUGUGAUUGCUUUAAUUUUGUAUAAAUUUGCUGUGCCUCGAAAGUUAGACGGCAUGUUAUAAAAUAAAUCUUCAGAAAUGAUCAUUUGAUCUGCAAUAAACAAAUUGGGCGGGCAAUGAAGAAAAAGCUUUCGUUUCGUGAGGCCCCACUAAGGCUCCGUUAAGGGGGUCUAAGUAUUCCAAAACCCCUUAAUUUUUGGCCUGAAUAUCUCAUAUCCCAUUACACGUAAUUCAAGAUGCAGAAAUUGGGCGUUUUUCCCGCUGAAUAAUCCCGCUUUAUCUGACCAAGAUAUCCCAUAUUCCAUUAAUUUUUCCUUAAAAUAUCCUGUAUCUCGUUAUAUUUUCCCUAAAUAUCCUGUGUCUCAUACCCCUAAUAUGACCUCGUGUUUCCAUCUCUAAAACUUGGGUGACGAAGUUGUUUUACAUGUAACUCUACUUACUAUUUUGGUAAGUUAUGAAAAUUGUCUGAUAAAUCUUCAAAAUAGAUUUCAGGAGGAAGUAUCAGACAUUAACAUUGUACCGAAGGCUUGCCUCAAAAAUGUGGAACGUCUAAAAAGGUUCAAAAUACAAUCACAUGCAAUGUUACGUGCAUGGCGACUGUACCGUCCACCUCUCGACAUGCGAUGUAACCUGGCCUACGUCAAAAAUGUAAGCACAACUGAGACUCUACUUUUAGUCGUGAAAGAUGGAUUUAUUUGACAUGAAACUAAGGUUGGGAGUAACAAGAAAACACUGUGAGAGGUAAAGUGACUAUUUUGAAUGCUUCUAUCUUUCGAAUAUUAACUGAGCGGUAGCGGCGUAAUUCUACCGGAAGUCCCCAUUGAGAGCCGAUCGACUAGACCAAAAAUCGUUCGAAUUACCCCGUAAAUUAGGAAACAUACAAAGUCCACAAUCUUCUUCAUUCAUUUGAGGUCAGUAAUUGUCAUUUAUUUGUCAUUUGUUCCGCUAAUAACCGAAAAGAAUCGCCAGUAUCACAGUAAAACGGUCUUUCAGUCGUUCACGUAUCAUGUCGAAAGAUGUCGCCUAUGCACGUAACACUGAAAGCGGGUGUAGUACUCAAAGAAUCACCGCCUACGAUUACUUGAAAAAAAGCGCCGCCCCUGAGUACGCCGCCUUUACUGCAUCUCUGUUAAAAUGUAGAGCAUGCGUAUUCUUUCGGCACCGCUCUGCCUGUCAAUAUCUUUACUUUUGGGCAACCUCAAGUUCUCUGGCCCGCACAACCAUUGCUUGGCUAGAUGAUAUUAUGACUUGACCAGGCCGGAGCCUGGGUCAUGGGCUCCUGACUUGACUCGAACUACGCUGAGCAGGAUUAGAGGGACGGAAAAGCUUGAGUGGGGCCUAGAGAAUAGUUUUCUGAUGCCCCUGCCCAGUGCUAUUUCAGCUUGCGUAUAGACUAGUAUGAAAAGAAGACAAAUCACCCGUGAGCCAGGCGAGCGUUGAAAAACCGAUAAGAGUAUGAGAUCUAACAUGCAAUUGCAAAGGCAAGAUUUCUAUUUGAGAAGAAAACCAAGUGUAGUCUAGGCCACAAUUGGGUCAAAAAAAAAAAAAAAUGUUUGAACACCUCAGGGAGUUGUCUUUCACUUUUUAACAAAGAAUACGAUCGAAACCGUACACAAAGUUUUGUAUCGACUGCCCCAUAAAGGCGUCAGCUGGUAUUCAAGUAAACUUCGUGAUCAGUGGAAAAGUCAGUGCUUAACUGAAAAAGAAAAUAAAAAAAAGAUCAAGUACCUGAGACGAAUGCUGAACUGACCCAAACUGGAGAUUCGCAUGUGUUCUCCUGUUAAUAGCCUGCCACUAAUCCGCCUGUUCUGCAGGCUAUCUGCCAAAGGUUGGCUUCUAUAUAAACCGCUACGAUCGCUACAGGAACCUUUCUCAUAGCGAUCGAUCAUGACGAUGAUAUGUAAGCCAUAUCAAUGCAAAAAGUAUAUUAAAGGAUUCCGGCGAUAUCAAAAUUUUACCCUAGCGCUUUUCUGAACGGAAGUAUUAAAGACUGUCGAAAUGAAAUCUGUGACAUGUCUUCAGCUUUUCAGGUGACUUUUGUUUUAGCCUUCUUGCUGGUGGAAAAAUUAUGGUAAUGUUAGUGUAAAACAUAUUUUGUAGGGUGACCGUAUUUGCUAAGCAGCAGCGGCUAAUUGUCCUAUUCAUGUAUAUUGUGUUGCUAAUUGUAAGUCUCGUCAAUGCUUCAUAACUUUUUCAAAAGUAGAAAUUUCUACGCUGUAUAACUCGCUUUAUAAAUCUCAAAAUGACGAACUAAAACCUUGAUCCCAGGUUCAUCUAUAUUUGGAAAAAGGGUUUCACAUGGCUUGUACCUGUUGCGAAAAUAAAGCGCUUCGAUUUGAAUCGGCUUUUCGCCCUCACAACACGUGGACGGACCUUCGUCAAACCGCCUUCAGUUGAAGAAACUAUUUUGCUACACUAGCCAAUAGGAGCACGCUACCAGGAGCCUUAUCCAAUCAGCGAUGAAUAAUGAAUGAGAGUCAUCAGCCGUUCUAUUCAUUGACGGCACGGCCAAACACAAUACAUUCACCGUCCAAUAGUAUUUUACCCUUCAAUGGUGCACCUACACCUGUUCGCGAAACUGUCAAUUCGCAUAGCAAAUAAGUUGCCACUGUGAAUUUUCGAUCGUUUUGAUAAUUUUCCUCUGGGCUGAACCAUAACCAACCGGGGAAAUAGAAAAUGUCGAAGAGGAAACUCGACGAAGAAGAUUCGCUGAGUACAGCUAGUUCUGACAGCGCCGACAGCUUGGGAAACGUAGAAGACUAUCAGAGGGCCAAACGAAAUCGACGAGUCCGGUUUAGCGAGAGGACGGUGUUCCACUUUCCUCGUACCCAAGGUUAUACGUGUGUGCCUUCAAACGGAGGAACAACGCUUGGCAUGAAACAUAAACACGCUUUCGUCGAAAGAACGCUUAUAUCGGACGAAGAUCUAAGCGAAAGCGACACCGAGGAUUCUUACGAUAGCGCUGACAGCGAAGACAGCCAUUGCUUCAUGCCAAUUCCACAAAAAGAUCGCAAGGACAUUUUGAAAGCGGCCGGCGUUAAGAAAAUCAACAAACAAGAAGCAAUUGAGUGUAUGCAAAUUAGAUAUUCGCGACAAAUUUGCGGAUGUUCUUGCAAGGAGUUCUGCGAGCCGGAAUCAUGUAGCUGUCAACUGAAUGGAAUAAACUGUCAAGUUGAUCGAGAUAGUUUUCCCUGUGGCUGUACUCGCCAAGGAUGUCAAAACCCAAACGGACGCCACGAAUACGACCCGAUUACCGUACGCCGUCAUUUCAUUGAAACAUUGUUGAAAUUACGAGGAGAGAAAUAUCUAUGGCAUGAAAAUACAGCCGAUCAAGAACAUUCGCCCGAUCUGCAGGAUCCUGACCAGGUUAUAAGCUUUACCACAAUUUCAUAGCGCGCGGAGCAUUUGUGAAGUUUACUCCCUACCUCUAGACAGACGAUAACAGGAUCGACUGUUAGUGCUGUGUUAGCGGUAAUUCACUGUGUUGUACAGUGAAAACAGAAUUACGAAAAGACUUAAAGCGUGCAGAAGUAGUGGUUUAUUGAAAUAUUGUGAUUUAUAAUUAUAAAACCAAACGUGUGCAAAUCUGGCGAAGAAUAAAACUUAUAUAUAUUUUGUAUUGCAAGUGGAAUCACUAAACCUUUGUGUUGCACUUCUCGCACAUCGGCGACGCUGUUUUGAAGUAACUGCGUUUGGUAAGACGACAAAAAAAGCACCUUAUGUGUAGCAUUUAUGAACAACAGUGUCGCUUUUUUACUUAAGUGUAAAUGAAUUCUACGGCGGCCGAAAACUCGAAGUCGAUCGUGAAAAUUGACCGGCGUCGAAGCAGUCAUUGCCGAUAUUAAGCGUAGUCGCGAGUUUAAUUUAUCAUCUUUAUUUGUACGGAGUAUGUUGUGCUACAAAGCCAGAAAUAUUCUUUACAUGAUCUAUAAUUUGUUCAAUUAACUAUAUUGCCGCGGUAGAAAUUUCGGACCAAUAUUCAAACUUACGGUGAUUUUUAUGACACGCGACCUGUUAAAGUCGCUAUGAAUGAUCUUGUGAUAGUAAUAAUUGCUUCACGGUGACUUUUACUUUACCACAGGACGCUUUUUUAAUGUAUCAAGGACUCGAUUUCGAGACUGAUUUCAAAUCGAAACAACAUCAAUCACUUCGCAUUUUUCUAAAAAAAACCGUGUUUUGGUGUUAUAAAUGUUUGACCAGGACUCCCGUUGGCUAAAACAAUAAGAAUGAACGUGUGCAAAACAGUAAAAUGCAAAUGAACAUAUGAUUCUGAAUAUGAAAGGAAACAAAAUACAUAUUAAGGCAGCGUGAAUUUCCGGUCGCCGCCUGAGAUCUAAGGGAGGUCAAAGAAUUUGCAGUCCAGGAGCCUUACAAUAACUAGACAACGAGUUGCUUCUAGAUAUUAGCUAAGAAGGAUAUUUGUUAAAAGUUUCAAAUUAACCACAGAGUCGAUAGAGUUUCUCUCGGUUACAUUUUGCGCCUCGAGCAGCUCUUACGCUUCGCUGGUGCUGUCCAAACUUCCCGGGUGCAUCCAUAACUCGAUAUACGCACGCUAAGCACGAACCAAUUCUUCAUUAGCCGCCCAACAUGCGGACUGUUAUCAAAUAAAAUUCGUUAUUUUAGUGUUUCGUAAUUCUGGUCAGAGUUCAAUGAUAUCUUCGUCAAAUUGUAUGUGUAGUUGUACUUGCGGACUUUGCAACCUUGACCGUCUUUGUCAUACGAACGAUACAGAUUAUUUCUCAACAAUGCCCAGUAUAGCGACAACUUCCUUUGUUUCACCAAAAUGUCGAGACUACCACCAAGAUUUGAUUUGUCUAGGUCAAUAGUGAAAUGCAAACAGAAGAUUCUGUUCAGCCAUGUUAAGGACAUUCAAAACUUUGAAUUACUCUCUAUUUCUCUUCAUUUGGCUGAGUAACGCAAAGGUAACCUCAUUAGAGGUGGUGUAGUCGUGUUCCGAUGAACACAAUAGAUAAGUAAAGAGCGUGGAUGGGUAAUGCCUCGUCCACACUACGCUGGAAGAGUUUGAAAUCGGAGGUUCCGCCCUGAAAACGCAUCAAAUGUUUUUCAUCCACACUACGCUGGAGGAAUUUGAAAACGCAACAAUCACCAGUCAUUUUGGAUUUGUGUUUGAGGAAAACUCGUUCAGUGAACUCAACGUCUUGUUCGUCAUUUCCGCCACUUCUUUUAGU
This is a messenger RNA of Orbicella faveolata, 5497 nucleotides long. RefSeq names its product cysteine/serine-rich nuclear protein 3-like. Gene Ontology annotation, cellular component: nucleus. Gene Ontology annotation, molecular function: DNA-binding transcription factor activity, RNA polymerase II-specific; sequence-specific DNA binding. The record is from RefSeq and is a predicted model, not a curated record. NCBI's taxonomy places the organism in Eukaryota, Metazoa, Cnidaria, Anthozoa, Scleractinia, Merulinidae. Gene Ontology annotation, biological process: regulation of transcription by RNA polymerase II.